AUGUCGGUCGAGACCUUGACAACGUCUGAGAUUCAUAUAUACGGCAAAGACCUUUCUUACCAAGAAACUUCUACUACAAACCUCGUCGAUUCUGCAGUGCAUCAAAAAACGACAAGUCACUAUUACAAGUGGCUGCUCGAUGCAGAUUCCACAGCAGACCUGACAGCAACGACACAAAAAGCAUUGCUCCUUCACGCCCCAUUUCAAGAAUAUCUGCUGGAGCAGCAGCAUAUAGUUCCAAUUACGAAGACAAAAGAUGAGAUCCUCGUCAAGGUCAUUGCUGUUGGGUUAAAUCCAAUCGAUUGGAAAGGACCGGCUUAUAAUUUCGGGAUCCCAAGCCUGCCAUGGGUCAAUGGUCGCGACCUUGUUGGUGUCAUAACAAGGGUGUCUGAAACACACCCGCGGCUCCGUGUCGGUGACAUUAUUUUGGCCCCCUCAACCGAUUACCGGGACAUACGAAAGGCUGCAUUCCAGGAGUUUGCGGUAACCACGACAUAUAAUGCCGCUCGAGUGCCCAAGAGUGUACCCAUACAUGAUGCAGCAUCUAUCGGGGUUGCAUUUGUAGCUUCUGCCUUGGGCCUGGGACUCUCUCUCGGGUUGGAUUUUUCACAACUCCCAAGCAGCAUUCGAGGCCCCAAUCUGCUUAACCUACUUGAAACUGUCGACCCUGAAGAAAUUCCCAGCGAUAUCCGAGAGCAGUGUCUGGCCAGUAUUAAAGAGCCGGCACGGCCGGCCACGGGUGACUGGCUUGUGAUCUGGGGUGCUUCGACCACUACGGGAUUGGCGACUCUUCAACUUGCAAAGCUAUAUGGAUUACGAGUGAUUGGUAUUGCCGACCUCGCUCGGCAUGGACGUCGAUUAAAACAAUUGGGAGCGGAUAUUGUCAUUGAUCGACAUGAUCAAGACGAAGCAGUGCGCUCGAUAGUAUCUACUACAGACGGCAAACUACGUUUUGGAGUGGAUAUUGUUGGCAAGGAAACGGCAGAACUUCUUCAACAAGCUCUUUCAAAAGACAGCAGCAAUCUUCCAUCCCAUCUUCUUGGUUUGACCGGUCUGCCGAAAUCACGAGAUUCCAACGUACGAUAUCACAGCGUUCCUAUCAAGCUCUUUCACGAAGUUGCAUCGAUUGGAAACGAGCUUGUACUGUGGUUAGAGAAGCUACUAUCAAGUGGUGCACUUAAGCUACCGGAGACUAUCAGUGCUCCUGGUGGUCUUUCUGGAAUUAAUGAUGCAUUGGACCAGCUGCGUUCUGGACAUGCGUCCGGGAAGAGAAUUGUUGUUACUCUAGAUUCAUAG
Xylona heveae TC161 is the source of this 1296-nucleotide messenger RNA. RefSeq names its product oxidoreductase. The record is from RefSeq and is a predicted model, not a curated record. Lineage: Eukaryota; Fungi; Ascomycota; Xylonomycetes; Xylonales; Xylonaceae. The coding region runs from base 1 to 1296 and encodes 431 amino acids. The transcript is spliced from 4 exons. Gene Ontology annotation, molecular function: oxidoreductase activity, acting on NAD(P)H.